AAGAAUUAUACUUAUGGGCCGGGCGCGGUGGCUCAAGCCUGUAAUCCCAGCACUUUGGGAGGCCGAGACGGGUGGAUCACGAGUAUAAGAAUACAUUGUAGCUCGACAUUUUGACACCGGCCCCUAAAUCUUUCCCACCACCACCCCCGCUGCGACAAAGCACUACGCUCCUUACGACAGCGUACGACGCCUAGCCUGACAGGAACACCUCUUACGGUAGAACCGCGCGGGCCAAUCGCGCGGCUCCCGGGCGAAAACGUAACUGCGCCUGUGCAUGCGCAGGGCGGGGAGACCUUGGCGAGGCGGCGGAGGCGCCCAGCGGAGGUGAAAGCAUUGGCGGAAGGGAAGAUACAGCGGAAAAAUGCAGAGCUGGAGUCGUGUGUACUGCUCCUUGGCCAAGAGGGGCCAUUUCAAUCGAAUAUCUCAUGGCCUACAGGGACUUUCUGCAGUGCCUCUGAGAACUUACGCAGAUCAGCCGAUUGAUGCUGAUGUAACAGUUAUAGGUUCUGGUCCUGGAGGAUAUGUUGCUGCUAUUAAAGCUGCCCAGUUAGGCUUCAAGACAGUCUGCGUUGAGAAAAAUGAAACACUUGGUGGAACGUGCUUGAAUGUUGGUUGUAUUCCUUCUAAGGCUUUAUUGAACAACUCUCAUUAUUACCAUAUGGCCCAUGGAAAAGAUUUUGCAUCUAGAGGAAUUGAAAUGUCCGAAGUUCGCUUGAAUUUAGACAAGAUGAUGGAGCAGAAGAGUACUGCAGUAAAAGCUUUAACAGGUGGAAUUGCCCACUUAUUCAAACAGAAUAAGGUUAUUCAUGUCAAUGGAUAUGGAAAGAUAACUGGCAAAAAUCAAGUCACUGCUACGAAAGUUGAUGGCGGCACUCAGGUUGUUGAUACAAAGAACAUUCUUAUAGCCACGGGUUCAGAAGUUACUCCUUUUCCUGGAAUCACGAUUGAUGAAGAUACAAUAGUGUCAUCUACAGGUGCUUUAUCUUUAAAAAAAGUUCCAGAAAAGAUGGUUGUUAUUGGUGCAGGAGUAAUAGGUGUAGAAUUGGGUUCAGUUUGGCAAAGACUUGGUGCAGAUGUGACAGCAGUUGAAUUUUUAGGUCAUGUAGGUGGAGUUGGAAUUGAUAUGGAGAUAUCUAAAAACUUUCAACGCAUCCUUCAAAAACAGGGGUUUAAAUUUAAAUUGAAUACAAAGGUUACUGGUGCUACCAAGAAGUCAGAUGGAAAAAUUGAUGUUUCUAUUGAAGCUGCUUCUGGUGGUAAAGCUGAAGUUAUCACUUGUGAUGUACUCUUGGUUUGCAUUGGCCGACGACCCUUUACUAAGAAUUUGGGACUAGAAGAGCUGGGAAUUGAACUAGAUCCCAGAGGUAGAAUUCCAGUUAAUACCAGAUUUCAAACUAAAAUUCCAAAUAUCUAUGCCAUUGGUGAUGUAGUUGCUGGUCCAAUGCUGGCUCACAAAGCAGAGGAUGAAGGCAUUAUCUGUGUGGAAGGAAUGGCUGGUGGUGCUGUGCACAUUGACUAUAAUUGUGUGCCAUCAGUGAUUUACACACACCCUGAAGUUGCUUGGGUUGGCAAAUCAGAAGAGCAGUUGAAAGAAGAGGGUAUUGAGUACAAAGUUGGGAAAUUCCCAUUUGCUGCUAACAGCAGAGCUAAGACAAAUGCUGACACAGAUGGCAUGGUGAAGAUCCUUGGGCAGAAAUCGACAGACAGAGUACUGGGAGCACAUAUUCUUGGACCAGGUGCUGGAGAAAUGGUAAAUGAAGCUGCUCUUGCUUUGGAAUAUGGAGCAUCCUGUGAAGAUAUAGCUAGAGUCUGUCAUGCACAUCCGACCUUAUCAGAAGCUUUUAGAGAAGCAAAUCUUGCUGCAUCAUUUGGCAAAUCAAUCAACUUUUGAAUUAGAAGAUUAUAUAUUUUUUUUCUGAAAUUUCCUGGGAGCUUUUGUAGAAGUCACAUUCCUGAACAGGAUAUUCUCACAGCUCCAAGAAUUUCUAGGACUGAAUUAUGAAACUUUUGGAAGGUAUUUAAUAGGUUUGGACAGAAUGGAAUACUCUUAUAUCUAUAUUUUACAUAAAUUUAGUAUUUUGUUUCAGUGCACUAAUAUGUAAGACAAAAAGCUACUUAUUGUAGCAUCCUGGAAUAUCUCCGUCAACUCAUAUUUUCAUGCUGUUCAUGAAAGAUUCAAUGCCACUGAAUUUAAAUAGCUUUUUUCUCUGAUACAGAAAAGUUGAAUUUUACAUAGAUGGAGUUAGAAUUUGAUAUGUGAACAGUUGUGUUUGAAGCGAAGUGAUCAAGUUAUUUUUAAUUUGGUUUUCACAUUAGAAACAAGUCAGUCAUUCAAAUAAGAUUCAAAUGUCUAUAAACCAAACUGAUGUAAGUAAGUGGCUUCUUACUUGUUUUAUUUAACCCCUGAAUUCUUUUAGUUUAGGGGUAGAUUCCAUCGUUGUCUACAACUCUGAAGGGUAAUUACAUAGUUAUCCAAAUUAAGAGAGUCUAUUUAAGGAACUCAAAUACGUGGGGAUUCAAAUGUAUUACAGUGGAGAAUGAAGAUACUGAAAUAAACAUCUUAAAUAUUCAUUUACUGGUUAUUAUGAGUACGUGUUGAGAUGGUCGUAGUUUUUUUUACGACUACCUCUAGUGUAUAUUCUUAUUUAGUAGGCCUGAAUGCAUCUUUAUUUUCAUGUUAUAGGACAAUAUUAAGGCAUUUUAAAGGUCAUUAUCCUUUCAUCUAUUUUAGAGACACCUACUAAAUGUUUAAUAUAUACUUUUGGAGAAGU
Mandrillus leucophaeus (drill) is the source of this 2771-nucleotide messenger RNA. RefSeq names its product dihydrolipoamide dehydrogenase (gene DLD). Gene Ontology annotation, cellular component: oxoglutarate dehydrogenase complex; mitochondrion. Lineage: Eukaryota; Metazoa; Chordata; Mammalia; Primates; Cercopithecidae. Bases 362 to 1891 code for a protein of 509 amino acids. Gene Ontology annotation, molecular function: dihydrolipoyl dehydrogenase (NADH) activity; flavin adenine dinucleotide binding. The transcript is spliced from 15 exons. The record is from RefSeq and is a predicted model, not a curated record.